GAUAUCUGGCAACUGCGAGCGUUCAGAAGCUCCUCGAGAAAUUUCGUAGAAAACGGUUAAAAUGUCGCAAUAAAUUGAUAAUUAAUUGUAAAAAGUGUUUACAAGUGAUCUAUUAAGUGUAUUGAAAUGAAAAUUGCAUUGGAAAAUGCAUAAAAAUGUGAAAUCAAAAGGCUGCAAACCUGAUUUGUGAAGAGGCAGGCUUUUUUCAUCGUCGUAAAAUACAUACAGACAUUCUCACGCACACACACGCAGCUGUAUAUAUGUAUAAAUAACGCGCGGGCGCGAGAGAGAGAAAGAGCGUGAGUAGAGUCGAAUGUGCAAUUGUAUGCGUGAGUGUUGUUGCGCUGUUUUGUGUGCUCGUAUCGGUGAGAGAGCAGCGCGCCAAGCAGGCGAAUGCGAGAGCAAAGCAAAACCAACAAAUAAGUGAACGAAAAUAAAAACGAAAAAUACCGAAUAUCGAACAAGUCGUGUGCGUUAAAUGUUGAAUGCUGAAUGUUAAAUAUUGUUUGUGAGUUUCUGUGCAUUUCUGCAAGGUGAAUUAUGUUUUGACAUAAACCCAAAAUAGUUGGAUACAACGUAAUAUCAUAUUGGAAGAACAAGAGAAAGAUUCAAGAAAUCGCGCUAAGACAAAAAUUCGCGCACAAACACACACACACACAUGCAUACGCAUACGCGCACACAUUAAAGUAUAUAAAUGCGCAAAAAGUGUGCUAGUAUAAGUGUGAGUGUGUUGCUAGUAUGUAAUGAUGUAGAUGAUUGCAAUGAUAAUGAAAAUGAUCAUAAUGAUAAUAAUGAUGAUGAUGUUUUUGAUGUGGCAGACGCGACCGAACUGCUAACAUAGUUGAGCAACGUUUCGCGAAAGUACAGCAAUGUGGAAAAUUGUAAAUACAACGACCAAAAACUCAAAACGCAGAAAAACUAAACGCGCAAAAAGAAGAAUUUUCAUGCUCGCGUCACCAUAAGACAUCAUAAAGAAAAGAAAAACUGUCGUAAAAAGGCAGUCAUAAAGGAAAACCCACCACUUAACAGGGUAGUGGGCUUCAACAAGAACAACACCAACAACAACACAGCCGCUGCAAGGAAAGUUUGUGCCGCCAACAACGCGUUGCAAAUACAGCCGGGUCAACAUAAACGAUUUGCCAAUGCAAAUACAAAUGCAAAAAAUCAAAGAUCAGCAAGUGCGUAUAUUAUGGGCCGCUCUAAGUUCCCCGGGAAACCAUCGAAGUCGAUCAAUCGUAAACGGAUAAGUGUCCUGCAAUUGGAGGAUGAUGCAGCGGCGGCGGCUAGCGCUGCAUCCACAGCGGCAACAGAGCAGCAUCAGCAGGGCGAACAGAGCGCCGGCUCAGCGUCGCGGGAGAAAGGCAACAAUUGUGAUAACGAUGACGAUGAUAAUGCGCCAAGCGGCGCGGCGACCAGCGGAAACAGCGCUGCGUCAAGUGGAGUUGCGAGUGCCACAGCCGAAGGUGGCGGCAGCACCGGGAAUGGAUCCAGCGGAGGCAGCACUACAAAUGGUGGCAAUGUAAAUGGAGGCAGUCACCACAAGAGCGCCACAGCGGCAUCCGCAGGGCCGGCUGAGGUCAAGGAAUGCAAAAAUCAAGGCAACAAUAUCGAGCCUAACAACUGCAUUGCCGCUGGGCCCGAUGAGGCCGAGGACACAAAUAACGAUGACGACGAUGACAGCGGCAAUGACAAGAAGGCAACAGCCGGCGCUGCUGCCCUCGUUGUCUCUGCGGCUGCUGGUGCUGCCGCCUUUGGGCCUGGGCUCGGUGCGUUGCAGCGUGCACGCAAAGGAGGCAAUAAAAAAUUCAAAAACUUGAAUCUGGCCAGAGCGGAGGUGAUGUUGCCUUCAACGUCGAAACUCAAGCAACAACAGCAACAGCAAUUGCAACUUAAUUGCCCUUCAUCGUCUUCAUCAUCAUCUGCUCCUACGACAACAAAGGCGACGGCUUUAGCGAUAGCUGCGCUGGCGGCGACAGCGGGAACGACGUCAACGUCGACGUCGGCGUCAAGCAUGCCUGGGACGUCACUGGCAGCAACUGCUGGGGGCGGGGGAGGCACAGCUACUGGCCUGCUAGCGAACCCCUUUGCCAGCGUCGAGACAAAAGUGGUCGAGGCAGCAGCCGCAUCAGCAGCAGCAGCAGGCGCUGGCGAAGAUGUUGCAAUGCUAAAGACUUCAAUCGAAAUGGGCAAUGAGGCCGGCCCAGAAGUCACUGUCGCUGCAGUCAAAUCGAAUGGGUCCAGUCCAAAUGCCAAUGUCGUGGCCGGCACGAGCGCUGCCCCAGGGGCCCCAACGGCGACAAAGCAAAAGAAAACGGUCACCUUUAAGAACAUACUCGAAACCAGUGAUGACAAGUCGGUCGUGAAGCGUUUCUAUAAUCCGGACAAUCGGGUGCCGCUCGUUUCGAUCAUGAAGAAGGAUAGCCUCAAUCGACCGCUCACUUAUUGCAGAGGCAGCGAGUUUAUUGUGCGUCCCUCCAUACUGUCCAAAAUACUCAACAAGAACUCCAACAUCGACAAGCUCAACUCGCUGAAAUUUCGCUCGGUGCAUGCGUCGUCAUCCUCCGUACAGGAAGCCAGCUCCACAAGUCUCUUUGGCUCUGGCCUGUCGCGAGCUUUUGGCGCCCCAAUCGACGAUGAGGACGCCGUUUCGGGGGGUGUCACGUUUCGAAAGCAGGAGCCUCCGUCCAAAACAUCUGAAGACAACGACGAUGAUGGCUCGGCAAGUAGCGAUAAUAUCGAGGAUGAUGAGGACGUUGAUGAUGAAGAGGUGGACGACAACGACCAGGCGCCGUCGGAGAAGAAUGCCGAAACAACGGCUAGCCUGGAAGAAAAGGAUGACGAGGAUAGGCAGCUGGUCAUGGAUAAACAUUUCGUGUUGCCCAAACGAAGCACGCGUUCAUCUCGCAUCAUAAAGCCCAACAAGCGUCUGCUGGACGUGGGCGGGAUAAGCAGCAAGAAGAGCACCAGCGAUGUCAUUAGCAAGCCCAAACCGAAGAACUACUUUGGGCUUGGUGACUUUGCCAACGAAACGCUCGCCUCGACGUCUUCGUCGUCAGCAUCAACGUCAUCAGCUUUAGGCCAGAAGCUUUUGAAGGAAACAUUUCCUAGCUUUGGCUCCGUGAAGCUCAACAGCAGCUUUGUGAUGCGUCAGCCGCGCCUGCAAUUCCAAACUGACAAGAGUGGAUCGUUUGUAGGCGCUAAGCUAGCCACAGCGGUGCCAUUGCCUGCAUCAUCAAGUGCCAUUUCGUCAGUAAAUGCUUUAUCCUUUGGCUCUCUCAAUAAUGCAAAUUCAGCCGUAGCUACGUCAUGUGCUAUUUGCUCAGCACCAGUAAAUAACAAGGAGGCGGCGCUGGCGCGAAAAUAUGGUGCAAUUGCCUGUGAGGUUUGUCGCAAGUUCAACUCCAGAAUGACAAAGAUAUCCAAGCAAUCAACGCCCACACAGCCCGUGCAGCAGCUACAGUGCAGAGGCACAGACGGUGGCAACUGCAGCAUACAAUCGACCAAGAGCCAAUUGAAGAACUUCAAGAAGCUCUACAAGGAGCGCUGCACGGCGUGCUGGCUAAAAAAGUGCAUGUCAGCAUUCCAGCUGCCCACGGCGCAUAGAAGCCGCUUGAGUGCCAUUUUGCCCGCCAAUAUGCGCGAAGAGACUGCACCCAAGGAUGACAAGUGCACGGAGCUGUUGUCGCCAACGGCAAGCAUGCGCUUUACAGCGCCGACUAGCUCAGCAACGUCUGCAAGCUCAAGCUCGACCAUCAUGUGGAAAUCCAGUGGCGAGUCUGCAGUUAACUGCAUCAAGUCGAAUCCUCUUGCAGAGAAUAAUGUUACCUUUGGCAGUACUCCAUUGCUUCGUCCCGCAAUACUCGAAAAGCCGCUGUUCUUAAAAAUUGCCAACGAUAAUAAAAAACCGAAAGAGUUGAAAGUCGCAUCCACGGAGGCUGUUCGUGUAAGUCCUGGGCCCAGCAUCAGUGAACCGGCAAUCGCGCCAAACAAAACAACGCGAAAAGCCAAGCAGGACAAGGAGAAAGCAAAGGAGCAGGAAGGUGAUAAGCAGCUCAGCCCUAGCGUCAAAAAGGCGACUGAGGCCAACACAUCAGAGACUCAAAAGGAUGAACAACAACCAGCAACUGCAAUUGGAACACCUGUCAAUAGCUCUUCUACAUCUCAAACUAACUCCGCCACGACCACCAACAGUGCAAUGGAGACGGCUGAGGCAACCUCCACAACGACGGCGCCGGAUAACUUGAAGCGGCAACGCAUUGAUUUAAAGGGGCCACGUGUAAAACACGUGUGUCGCAGUGCGUCCAUAGUCCUUGGGCAGCCGCUAGCCACAUUUGGCGACGAGGAAGAUGAAUUGGCUGCGGUAGAGGCAGCACCACCAACCACUGCAUCAGAGGCCAACGUCAAAAAGCCUAAGUCGCCGCUGCCCGUGCAAAUGAUCAUCGACGAAAACGAUAAUUGUGCCACCUGCAAACCAGCAGCUAAUGAAGUCGUAGCGGAAGCCCAACCAGUUGUUAAGAGUGUGCUAGAAUCGAAGAGCGGCAAAUCAAGUACGCAAACAGAGGCUAAAAAGACGACAGCUACAUCGGGCUCGUCUAAGGGCAAGGUUACCACGCGGAAUGCGACGGCAACUGUGACAUCAGCUGCUAGCGGUCUGGUGGCCAACAAAAAGCAGCGCAACUACGAGGCAAGCAGCAGUGCUGGCAGUCAAGCGGCUGCUCCUCAAAGUCGUCGUGCGCUGGCCAAGGAGGUCAAUCGGCUGAAGGUGUUGAUUUCAAUCGAUUUCUGGGAGAACUAUGAUCCGGCUGAGGUGUGUCAAACGGGAUUUGGGUUGAUUGUCACGGAAACAGUUGCGCAGCGAGCACUGUGUUUUCUGUGCGGCUCAACGGGCUUGGAUCCCCUUAUCUUUUGCGCCUGCUGCUGCGAGCCCUAUCAUCAGUAUUGUGUGCUGGACGAGUACAAUCUGAAGCACAGCUCCUUUGAGGAUACGCUGAUGAACAGCUUGUUGGAUACGUCCAAUAAUGCUUGCGCCCUUUCAGCGGCUUCCAAUGCGGCACUGAAUCAGCUGACGCAACGGCUUAACUGGCUGUGUCCACGUUGUACCGUAUGCUAUACGUGCAACAUGUCGUCCGGAUCGAAGGUGAAGUGCCAAAAGUGCCAGAAGAACUAUCACAGCACCUGCCUGGGCACCAGCAAGCGGCUCCUGGGGGCUGAUCGGCCUCUCAUCUGCGUGAACUGUUUAAAGUGUAAGUCCUGCGCCACCACCAAGGUAUCCAAGUUUGUGGGCAAUUUGCCCAUGUGCACCGCUUGCUUUAAACUGCGCAAGAAGGGCAACUUUUGUCCAAUCUGCCAAAAGUGCUAUGACGACAACGACUUCGACCUAAAGAUGAUGGAGUGUGGCGACUGCAACCAGUGGGUGCACUCGAAGUGCGAGGGCCUCAGCGACGAACAGUACAAUCUCCUGAGCACGCUGCCCGAAUCCAUUGAAUUCAUAUGCAAAAAAUGUGCUCGACGUUGCGAUGUCUCCCGCAACAAAGCGGACGAAUGGCGACAAGCUGUUAUGGAGGAAUUCAAGUCGAGUCUGUACAGUGUGCUUAAGCUGCUCAGCAAAUCGCGGCAAGCUUGCGCCCUGCUAAAACUCAGUCCACGCAAGAAACUGCGUUGUAGCUGUGCAAAUGGAGUAGGCAGUGCGGGCGGCAAGGCUCAUAGUCAAGGCAAGCUACAGCCCAAGGCGUUACAGUUUACCUAUAACGGGCUGGGCAGCGAUGGUGAGAGCCAGAACAGCGAUGACGUCUACGAGUUCAAGGAGCAGCACUGUGCCAAUCCAAAGCCGUCGACGCCGGUGCCAUGCACUUGCCUGCAGUCAUUGAGCCAGUCACAAUCGUUCAGUUUGGUUGACAUUAAGCAAAAGAUCGCAAGCAAUGCAUACGUUUCGCUGGCUGAGUUUAACUACGACAUGAGCCAGGUAAUACAGCAGAGCAACUGUGAUGAGCUAGACAUAGCCUACAAGGAGCUGCUUAGCGAACAGUUUCCCUGGUUCCAGAAUGAGACCAAAGCCUGCACAGAUGCGCUCGAAGAGGAUAUGUUUGAGUCGUGCGGCUACGAGGAACUGGAGGAAUCACCGUCGACAUAUGCCGACCAUCAUACAGCAACGCAGCCAUCGCGUGCUGGUCUCUUGGACAUACCACUGGAUGACGUAGAUGAUCUGGGCGGUUGUGCAGUCAAGACGCGACUUGAUACGCGCGUUUGCCUCUUCUGCCGCAAGAGCGGCGAGAGACUCUCUGGAGAGGAAGCGCGUCUGCUUUACUGUGGUCACGACUGCUGGGUGCACACGAACUGCGCCAUGUGGUCCGCCGAGGUGUUUGAGGAAAUUGACGGCUCGCUGCAGAAUGUGCACAGCGCUGUGGCACGUGGUCGCAUGAUUAAGUGCACCGUUUGCGGAAAUCGAGGCGCCACAGUUGGUUGCAAUGUGAAGUCGUGCGGCGAGCACUAUCAUUAUCCUUGUGCGCGCAGCAUCGACUGUGCCUUCCUCACCGACAAGUCUAUGUAUUGUCCGGCACAUGCCCGCAAUGCGCUGAAAGCCAAUGGCUCUCCGGGCGUUACCUUUGAAACGAACUUCGAGGUGUCGCGUCCAGUUUAUGUUGAGCUCGAUCGUAAGCGCAAAAAGCUGAUUGAGCCCGCUAAAGUGCAAUUCCAUAUUGGAUCGCUAGAGGUGCGACAACUGGGCUCGAUUGUGCCGCGUUUCUCCGACUCCUUUGAAGCCAUUGUUCCGAUCAACUUCCUGUGCAGCCGACUUUAUUGGUCGUCCAAGGAGCCCUGGAAGAUCGUGGAAUACACGGUGCGCACCACGAUACAGAACAGUUACUCGACGACGCUGACACUGGAUGCGGGGCGAAACUUCACUGUGGACCACACCAAUCCCAAUUGCUCCCUAGUGCAGUUAGGACUGGCGCAGAUAGCGCGCUGGCAUAGCAGUCUAGCUCGUAGCGAUUUGCUGGAAACGGAUUGGGCCGAGUUCCCCAAUUCCUAUGUUUCCCCCGAUGAGAACACCGAAGAGGAACCUCAACAGAAUACGGACCUCUUGCCGCCAGAGAUAAAGGAUGCCAUAUUCGAGGACUUGCCGCACGAGUUGCUCGACGGCAUCUCCAUGCUGGACAUAUUUAUGUAUGAGGAUCUGGGCGACAAGACCGAACUGUUCGCCAUGAGCGAGCAAUCCAAGGAUGGCACAACGGGGACAUCUCAAGCGACGGGUGCUUCAGUGAGCAUCUGCGACGAUGAUACGCGCAACUCAAAUAGCUUAAGCAAGCAACUGGAGCUAAGCAAUUGCUGGCCAGCCAGCAAUCCCGUUGAAGAUGCCAUGUUAUCCGCUGCACGCUGCUCCAAUCAGGCGAAGCAGCGCAGCGAAGCGCUCAAAAAAACAGCCACGGCCCAGACUCGUUCUUGGCCCAAGAUGGAUGGCAGCAGUGUUGCGGUCUUUAAACGGCGCAAGCUCUCCAAAAACAUUGCAGAGGGCGUGCUCCUCAGUCUCAAUCAGCGCAACAAAAAGGAAAUGGCCACCGUUGCCGGCAUCACGCGGCGUCAGUCUAUCUGCGGCAGCAACGAGCUGCCCGUGGAAGGAAAUGCAGCCAUGCGCACCAAGAGCUUUACGUGGAGUGCAGCAAAGCGGUAUUUCGAGAAGAGCGAAUCUCGCGAUGAGGCUGCCAAGUUGAAGAUUAUGCAAAUGGAUGGCGUGGACGAUUCGAUCACCGAGUAUCGUAUAAUUGGCGGCGAUGGCAACUUGUCCACGGCUCAGUUCACGGGUCAGGUGAAAUGCGAGCGUUGCCAGUGCACAUAUCGCAACUACGAUUCCUUUCAGCGUCAUUUGGCCAGCUGUGAGCCUAUGUCCACCAGCGAAUCGGAGUCCGAAACGGCAGCGGGCACCACUCAGCUUAGCGCCGAGAGCCUCAAUGAACUGCAGAAACAGGCAUUUGCCGCUGCCACGCUAGGCAACACUGGCGGACUCAACUAUUUGCAGACAUCCUUUCCUCAGGUCCAGAACCUGGCCACCUUGGGCCAGUUCGGAGGUCUACAGGGGUUGCAAGCGCUGCAACUGCAGGCACAGUCUCUGGGCAAUGGCUUCUUUCUCUCCCAGCCGAAUGCCACACAAGCCACGUCCAAUGGCAACGAUGAGCUGCAGCUCUAUGCGAACUCACUACAAAAUUUGGCGGCCAACCUGGGCGGCGGCUUUACGCUGACACAGCCAACUGUUAGCACGCAAGCGCAACCACAGCUGAUAGCCCUGUCCACGAAUCCGGAUGGAACGCAGCAGUUCAUACAGAUACCACAGAGCAAUGGAGGUGCGACACAGUUGCUGCAGACAACUGCGCCGACUGCAAUGCCGACGACCACAUAUCAAACAUUGCAGGCGACCAAUAGCGAUAAGAAAAUCGUUCUGCCGCUGCGUGGCACAGGCAAGCCGCUCAAGACGGUGGCCACUAAAGCAGCACAGCAGGCAACGGCGGCGGCUAAACAGAAGCAGCUGAAAUCAGCGCAAGGCGUGAAGCCCAUUCAGGCGAAGCUGCAGCCCCAGCAACAGCAGCCGCAGCAUCAGCAACAGCAGCCCAUCACAGUCACCGCUGGCACCACCCAGCUGCUUGGCCAGAACUUGUUGCAGCCACAGCUGCUCUUCCAGAGCAACGCACAGCCGCAAACAUCGCAGUUGCUGUUGCCGCAAACGCAGGCACAAAACAUCAUUUCGUUUGUGACCGGAGAUGGCAGCCAGAACCAGCCGCUGCAAUACAUCUCGAUACCCACUGCAAACGACUAUAAGCCACAGCAGACGACGGCUACACCCACAUUCUUGACAGCUCCAGGCGGUGGUGCAACGUUUCUGCAAACAGAUGCAAGUGGAAAUCUAAUGCUAACCACCGCUCCAACCAACUCGGGCUUGCAGAUGCUGCAGACACAACCUCAGGUCAUUGGCACGCUCAUCCAGCCGCAGACUCUGCAGCUAACCACUGGAACGGAUGGAACGCAGAGUAACACAGGACAGCAGCCGCUCAUAUUGGGCGGCGCUACUAAUGGUGGUGCCACGGGUCUGGAGUUCGCCACAACGACGCCACAGGUCAUACUGGCCACGCAGCCCAUGUAUUACGGUCUGGAAACAAUAGUCCAAAACACGGUGAUGUCUUCCCAACAGUUCGUUUCUACAGCCAUGCCGGGAGUGCUCAGCCAGAACGCUAGUUUCUCGGCCACGACGACGCAGGUAUUCCAGGCCAGCAAAAUCGAACCGAUUGUCGAUCUACCCGCUGGCUAUGUGGUGCUCAACAAUGCUGUGGAUGCGGGCAGCAGCUCGGGCUGGAAUACGUCCAGUGUACUGCAGCAGAGCCAGUCGCAGACAACCGACGACGCCACUACACAGCUGCUGCAGAAUGCUGGCUUUCAGUUUCAGACUACGCCCACCACAUCCACGCAUCAGACCAUGUCGGACUAUGUGGCCCCAAUGGUGGUUACAGCAAAAAUACCGCCGGUGGCACAGAUGAAGCGUAAUACAAAUGCGACAAAAGCAAAUAUCUCGGUGCUAAGUAAGGUUCAGCCGCAGUCACAGCAACCCCAAGUGGUCAACAAGGUGCUGCCCACCAACGUGGUUACGCAGCAGCAGCAACAGUCACAGCAACACCAGCAGCAACAGCAGACACAGUCAAAGCAACCACUAACGGGACAUGCUAGUGCGAAACUUACGUCACAAUUUCAGCGGCAACAGCUGACUAACGAGUUAAAGAGCAAACAACAAGCGGUGCAUCAGACGGGCACCACGUGUGGCGCCCCGCCCAGCAUAGCAUCGAAGCCGCUGCAGAAGAAAACCAACUUGAUCAGGCCCAUUCACAAGGUGGAGGUGAAGCCCAAGCUUAUGAAGCCGGCAUCCAAACUGCCCACGGCAGCAGGUGCAAUUCAGCAUCAGCAGCAGCAACAGUCGCCAGCAGUGGCCAAUCAAGUGCCCAAGGUGUCGCUGCUGCAACAGCGCUUGCCCGCACCACUGCAACAACAGCAGCAACAGCAGUUACAGCAACAACAACAGUUGCAGUCGCAACAACAACAACAGCAACAGCUAUCCGUACCGCAACUGCUGACCACACAGCAGCCCAUCAUCAGCAUAGUGGGCGCAUCGGAGCCACAGGCCACCACACAGUUCGUGAUGACGCCGACGGUGCAGGCACAGCCCAUACAGCUGCUUGAGCAGCAGUCGCAACAGCCGCAGCAGCUGCAGCAACAACAGGCACAGCAGCAGACGGAUCUUCUCAUAAAUGGUAAUCCUACAAGGCUGCAGCAUUAUGUCAGCAAUUCGUUACCCACGAAUGUGGUCAAUCCGCUGCAGCAGCAGCAGCCGAUAGCCGUUAACGCUAACAACAGCACCACUGUGGCGCCGCAGAAUAGCAUAACAAUAAAUAGCCGGCCCACGAACCGGGUGUUGCCCAUGCAACAGCGUCAGGAGCCGGCGUCUCUGAACAGCGACAUCGUGGUGCAGUCGCCAACGCCACCUAAGCCCAUAGAGGAGCCAGUUGCCUCGGUGGCAUCCACCCAGAAACCUGUGGUCAAGUGUUACGCACAGCAGGAACAGAAAUCUCCUGGCUACGAUACGGAACUCAAGACGAGCGCCACAUUGGAUAGUCUAGUGCAGACGAAUUCUAUAACCACGCUGCAGUUACAACAGCAGCAACAGGAGCCUAUCUACAGCGAACACGUCUUCGAGAAGCAGUCGGAGGCACAGCAACAGCUGGAGAAGCCCAAAAGCAACGAUCUCAUGCUCAUGGAGUCCACAUCGUGCCAACAACAGCAACAUCAACAACAGCAACAGCAUAUGGAUAUAGUAAAUAAUGGCUUCCAGCUAACGUCUAAUGAGAAUUGCCUGCUUGAAAAACAUGGCUUCCAUGUUGAAGAGGUGCCUAUGGAGACUGAAGAUCACUAUGGCAGUCUGAAGAACGGCAUCGGUAAUGAGGGGCUCAGUCAGCUGGAUGAUGCCGAUGAGGAUGAGGAAGAUGAUGACGAUUUCAGUUUAAAGAUGGCAACAUCAGCAUGUAAUGACCACGAGAUGUCCGAUAGCGAGGAGCCGGCGGUAAAGGAGAAGAUCAGCAAAAUUCUAGACAAUCUGACAAACGAUGAUUGUGCCGAUUCAAUAGCCACGGCGACUACAGUCGAAGCGAGCGCUGGGUAUCAGCAAAUGGUUGAGGAUGUGCUGGCCUCGACUGGCGCUGGGUCAGUGGCUACGGAUGAUGAAGCCUUCACAGCCACCGCAGAGGAGACGGCAGCAGUGGAAGCAGCGGCCAGCUACAUUAACGAAAUGGCCGAAGCACAUGAGCUGCAACUGAAGCUACAGGCGGGCGUUGAGCUGGAUUUGAAGAAACCCAAACUAGAUCUACCACAGCAGCCGGAUACCGUGCAGCCUAAUGUGGUGCCUACAGCAGCUGCUCCACAGCAACCGCCGUCAAUGCGUGACCCCAAGAGGAUAAGCGGGCCACAUCUGCUGUACGAGAUUCAAAGCGAAGAUGGUUUUACCUACAAGUCGAGCUCAAUUGCCGAGAUCUGGGAAAAGGUAUUCGAAGCUGUGCAAGUCGCACGGCGAGCUCACGGUCUCACGCCGCUGCCCGAGGGUCCGCUGGCUGAUAUGAGCGGUGUGCAAAUGAUUGGCCUUAAGACCAACGCACUGAAGUAUCUAAUCGAGCAGCUACCAGGGGUCGAAAAGUGCGUCAAAUACACGCCCAAGUAUCAUAAGCGCAAUGGUAAUGUAUCCACAUCUUCCGGAGCUGGACAUGUGGCCAGCGUAGCUGGCAACAAUGCGGAAAUUCUUGGCGCUGGAACAGAUGGUCAGGCGCUUAUUGACUACGGCUCAGAUCAGGAGGACCUGCAGGAGAACGCAUACGAAUGUGCUCGCUGCGAGCCGUACAGCAGUCGCUCCGAGUAUGAUAUGUUUAGCUGGUUGGCGUCCAGGCAUCGCAAGCAGCCCAUACAGGUGUUUGUGCAACCUUCAGAUAACGAACUGGUGCCCAGACGUGGAACUGGCAGCAAUCUUCCCAUGGCCAUGAAAUACCGUACGCUGAAGGAGACCUACAAGGAUUACGUUGGCGUAUUUCGCUCACACAUCCAUGGACGAGGUCUCUACUGCACUAAGGAUAUUGAAGCGGGUGAAAUGGUUAUCGAGUACGCCGGAGAACUGAUACGAUCUACGCUGACGGACAAGCGGGAACGGUAUUAUGACAGCCGCGGCAUUGGCUGCUAUAUGUUCAAGAUUGACGACAAUCUCGUUGUGGAUGCCACAAUGCGUGGCAAUGCGGCACGCUUUAUCAAUCACUCUUGUGAGCCGAAUUGCUACUCGAAAGUCGUUGAUAUACUUGGGCACAAGCACAUCAUAAUCUUUGCCCUGCGUCGCAUCGUGCAGGGCGAGGAGCUGACGUAUGACUACAAAUUCCCAUUUGAAGAUGAGAAAAUACCCUGUUCAUGCGGCUCAAAGCGAUGCCGCAAGUACUUAAACUAGGCAAAAGUUAAUAUGCAUAUAUAUAAGCACAUAUAUAUAUAUAUAAUACCAGAAGUGGACGGCGCAGUGCGCUUGUCCAGGACAUACUCAAUGAAGAAACAAGCAACAUGUGUAGUUAACGGUUAUUUCGAUCUAAUUUUUGGUCAAUCGUGAUACAUUUCAUUUGAUAGCAUAUAUUUUAAGUAGACGUAGAUAAAACAGUUGUAGAUGUAAGAGUUAAAACGUUGAUAUUAUAUAAAAUAUAUAUCCCAUACAUAUUCGUAUAUAAACAACUAAUAACACCACAAUAUUACGCGACUUGUGCUCAUAUAGGACUUCCGUAUAUGGCAAACCCAUUGAUAUAACC
Messenger RNA from Drosophila hydei, 12851 nucleotides. It is a transcript of the gene trx, whose product is annotated as histone-lysine N-methyltransferase trithorax. Lineage: Eukaryota; Metazoa; Arthropoda; Insecta; Diptera; Drosophilidae. Gene Ontology annotation, molecular function: DNA-binding transcription factor activity; zinc ion binding; sequence-specific DNA binding. The record is from RefSeq and is a predicted model, not a curated record. The transcript is spliced from 10 exons. Gene Ontology annotation, cellular component: histone methyltransferase complex; nucleus. Bases 1190 to 12505 code for a protein of 3771 amino acids. Gene Ontology annotation, biological process: positive regulation of DNA-templated transcription.